Molecule: messenger RNA, 4199 nt
Organism: Liolophura sinensis
Lineage: Eukaryota; Metazoa; Mollusca; Polyplacophora; Chitonida; Chitonidae
Product: protein IWS1 homolog
Exons: 17
Coding region: 128-2434 (768 amino acids)
Biological process (GO): poly(A)+ mRNA export from nucleus
Cellular component (GO): nucleus
Source: RefSeq, a predicted model, not a curated record
GAAUCACGCUUUUAUCCUACUGCUAUUAUCAAGUACUUUCCUAUUUGACCGCAUGUUUCAUGUGUUUGAUUUAGAACAAAGUCCGAUGUGCCAAUGAGUCACCUUUUUUGGGCGAUCUGAGCUUAGCAUGGAUUCCGAAGGAGAGACAGGUAGUGGCGGGAGUACACCUGUUCAAGAUGAGCCUGUAUACAACAGUGAUGGUGAGGAGCCAAUGUCUGUAGAUCAGUCAACUGGUCUGAACACACAGAAGAAUGGGAACAGCGAUGGUAACAAUAGUGGCGUUGACAGUGAUGAUGGCAGGGAGGGUCAAAAUGUCGAUGAAAAGGGCAGUAACUCUGAUGAGGACAGACCAGUAGGCAGCCCUAUGUCAGCCCCGCAGUCUCCUGAUCAGGGAGUGCAGUCCCCGUCUGCAUCUCCUGGGAGGAGGUCUAGGUCAGGUUCACCCAGUCAUAGAUCAGGGUCUGUGGGUCAAAGCCCAAAAUCAGGAUCACCAAAUGGCAGGUCACGGUCUGGGUCAAGGUCACCAAGUCAUAGGUCAAGGUCAGGAUCACCAGGCCACAGAUCCAGGUCAGGCUCAGGCUCUCCAGGUCAAAGGUCAGGGUCAGGUUCUCCUGGGCAAAGAUCAGGCUCUGGGUCUCCAGGUCGAAGAUCAAGGUCAGGCUCAGGAUCUCCAGGGCAACGUUCAAGGUCAGGUUCCGCCUCUCCAGGGCAAAGGUCAAGGUCCGGUUCAGGUUCUCCAGGUCGUAGAUCUAGAUCAGGUUCAGGCUCUCCAGACCGAAGGUCACGAUCAGGCUCAGGCUCUCCAGGUCGAAGGUCUGGCUCUGGUUCUCCAGGUGGCAGAUCUAGGUCAGGCUCUGGCUCUCCAAGACAAAGGUCAAGGUCAGGAUCGGGCUCUCCACGACAAAGGUCAAGGUCAGGAUCUGGCUCCCCUGGUCGCAGAUCUAGGUCAGGCUCAGGCUCUCCAGGACGAAGGUCAAGGUCACGCUCAGGUUCUCCAGGUCGAAAGUCAAACUCUGGCUCUCCUGGUCGCAGAUCAAGGUCAGGCUCUGCCUCACCAGGUCGAAGGUCUAAAUCUGGGUCGAAGUCACCAGUGCAGGCUGCUGGCGCAGGCUCCAAAGACACAGUAGAGGAUGGAAAAUCAACUGAGAGGGAUGCAUCACACUCAGAUGUUGACAGUGACAAUGAACAGCCAGAAAAUAAGACAGCAGAAAAAGCUGAUGAUGCAAAUAUGUACAGUGAUGAUGAUGAAGACAGUGACAAAGGGUCUGCUGUUGGAGGAUUGAUUGCUGAUAUCUUUGGAUCAAGUGACGAAGAUGAAGAAUUUGAGGGUUUUGGCGUGGCUGAUGUUGAGGCUCCAGUCAAGAAGAAGGAAAAGAAGAAAACAGCCGUGGUGUCUGAUGAUGAUGAUGAUGAUGAGGGUGGUGAGGGACCCCCCACUGGUGAUCAGGGUGAGGGGGCUCCAGAGGAGGAGGUCCCGACCCAGAGUCAGGGUGCUGAAGGCGCAGGGGAUGCACCAGCAGCAAUGUCAGACGAUGACGAGAUGAAAGAGGAUUUUGUAUCAGAUUUUGAGAUAAUGAUGAUGAGAAAGAAAGAAGAAAGUCAGAAAUAUCGACGGAAGCGACGUGAUGUGGAUAUCAUCAACGACAAUGAUGAUUUGAUUGCUGAUAUGAUUAACAAGAUGAAAACAGCUGCCGAGGAGGACAGGACUGCCAAUGAGAAAAAAAUGGCUGCCACAAAGAAAAUGAAAUAUCUACCAGCUGUUCAGUCACAACUUAAAAAAGCUGACCUUCAUAUUGCAUUCCUGGAUUGCGGAGUAUUAAAUGCUAUUACGGAGUGGUUAGCUCCCUUGCCAGACAGAAGUCUUCCCCACGUACAGAUCCGGGACACCAUGCUCAAGUUCUUGUCAGAAUUCCCUCCGAUGAGCUCCGACACCCUCAAGUCCAGUGGCAUUGGUAAAGCCGUCAUGUACCUGUACAAACACCCUAAAGAGACCAGGGAAAACAAGGAGAGAGCCGGCAAACUCAUCAAUGAAUGGUCAAGGCCAAUAUUUAACCUGACGUCAAAUUUCAAGAAUUUGAGCAGAGAAGAACGUCAGCAGAGAGAUUAUGAACAGUUGCCUAAGAAGAGGCGGCUGAGCUCUGACGGCUCCCAGACUCCCAGGAGAGACAUAGACAAAGCUCUGGCAGGAGAAGAGAAGGCUCUGCGUCCAGGAGACCCCGGCUGGAUCUACAGAGCACGGGUCCCUAACCCAUCUCAUAAGGACUACGUUGUCAGGCCACGCUGGAAUGUGGAAGAGGUUGUACAAAAGGGUGGUGGUAAGAAAGCAGUGACCCGUUACGAGAAACACAUCAGGGCCUUCAAGGAAAAGAAGAAAGGAUCGAAAAACCAAAGAGCAGUGACUAUCAGCAUAGAAGGCAGGAACAUGUCUCUUUGAUUGAACGCAGAAUUUUCGCCACCUCUUCCUGACCUCUGGUUGAUUGACAGGCUAUGUGUGGAUUUCCCUGUCAUAGAGCGGCUAUAUGAUACGUUGACAGUGAAAGCUGAUUAUAUAUAUUUCAUUGUAUGUUUUUGAGUGAGCGAGUUCAUGAUCGUACCUACACAUGGAAUAAAUGAUCAGCGACAGUGGACAGUGUCUGGAUGAUUAUCUUCAGUGACCGCAAAGACAUUGUGUGCUAAUUUUUAUGCGGGCCUUUUUGAAUAUUAUGUAGCAGCUGUUUACUAGUGUCUACAAAUGUGAAGAGGAAAAGUGUGCACAUGUUGUGUAGGAGACUUGCACUUCAGGGAGCACAAGUGUGACUCUCAUAGCAUUUCAGAUUGUACAUGUGCAGUUUUUGGCCAGUGAAUGCGAGACAGAGAGUGAGGUGUUGGAUUUGUUGCUGGACUGAGUUACCAAGGGCUUUCCAUCCUGAAACUUCAUUUUACCUACAUGUCAAUCACUUAUGGAUUGUUCAAAUACACAGAGACAAGCUUUGUUAGUACUUGGCUAUUAUUUUUAAGCAUAUUUCCAUUGCAAUGUGUAAAAGUUUGUGAUGCCUGAUAGCGUAUUUCCAUCGCAUUUUGUGAGUUUGUGACGUAUUAUAUUGUCAUGAAAAAAAGACCGUGAGGCUUACACUCAUUUCUCAGUAUUGUAUUUGCAGUAUAUUUUAAACUGUGUUUUUGUUUUUUAGAGAAUGCUGUAAAGAAUGACUUCACUGAAUCAUCAAAAGAGGCUUCUGAAACUUUCUUCAUUGGUAUUGGUGUAGGCUCUAGAUUUAGUGGAAAGUAACCUUAAAAGGGCAAAUGUUAAAAAGUGAAAAUUGAAGAUCCAAGAAGAGCGGAUUUAUUUGCAACCUGUAUUUUUUAGUCAGAAACAUAUUGUACUAACAUGGUGUCUUGGAAAGUAAAUGGCUGAUUGAAAAACAGGGAAGUUUAAAAUGUCCACAUUCUGGAGCUCAUGUCAGUCAUGCAAAUAUUCAGUCUAAGGAAAGCCUUCAAACUUCUUUCUCGCACUUAAAGAAAUAGGAAACCAGCGUAGCAUAUGUGUGUGAAAAUUGCUUUAAUUGGGUUGUUAGGUUCAAAACUUGUUAGCUCUUAGGUUCAAAACUUGUUAGCUCAUGUUAUUCUGCUGUUAUCAUGUGACCAGUGAGGCAGUAAACCACAUUCGCAUUUCCGUCUUGCUACUUGUUAGUCGAAAUGUUGCGAGAUCUUGUACUUAGAAUUUCAGGUCGAUAUGCUAAGCUUCACUCUGCCUUUGUGACUAAAUCUAGCGUCAGAAUGUUUGCCAUAUUAAAUUUCCGUUUGAGUCAAAUGCUACAUUGCAAAUGGUGUAAGUCCCUCCAUAGUGACUUGUGGCAAGAACAUUCGAGAAAGUGAAAAUGCCAGUAAAACGUUUUAAUAGCCAUGGAAAGCAGACUGUGUCUUGCAGUUCAAACCUCACUUUGUGCUACACUUACCACUGUUUCUGUGUUGUGGCGAGCGCAUAGCGUGAAAUGUGCACGUAGUUUAUUAUUCAGUGGAGAUUUAGCCGGUCAUAAUCAAGUUAGUGUCUUGCCGACACUCUCAUGGCUGCACAUGCAAUUUGCAGGUGUACGACCCAUGCCAUGGCAGUUGUUCACUCACAUUCAAUUUUGUACAGUGUUGAGGAAUCUAUUAUUUUACCCACUUGGUUUGGCCUAUAAACACACACUGUGUGUUUUGUGAUGAAUAAAAUGUACAGUAUG